Messenger RNA from Echinostoma caproni, 1143 nucleotides. The record is from the annotation of a GenBank genome assembly. Lineage: Eukaryota; Metazoa; Platyhelminthes; Trematoda; Plagiorchiida; Echinostomatidae.
AUGGAGACUUCUGAUAUACCAACUACCUCCAGGAGACAGAAUGCCGGUGAUAACAAAAAUACUGAGCAUGAGACCACCCCCGACUCAACCGAGAACGAAAGUGCCAAACCGUCAAGCACUACCGGCUCGUUUGAGUGCAAUAUAUGCCUAGAUCCUGCCCAAGACGCUGUAGUCAGCAUGUGUGGGCAUCUGUUUUGUUGGCCUUGUUUGCAUCGUUGGUUCGAAACAUCAGAAACACGGCAAGUAUGCCCAGUAUGUAAAGCUGCUAUCAGCCGUGACAAGGUUAUUCCACUCUACGGUCGUGGAGCAGAUCACACUCGGGACCCUCGAAGUAAAAUACCGCCGCGACCUGCCGGUCGUCGUGUAGAACCAGAACCGGCUCAGGCUGGUCUUGGUGGUGUGUUUAACAACCUAUUCGGGACACCGGAUGGUGGCAGUAAUUUCCGAAUGUCUAUCGGAAUCGGCGCAUUUCCGUUCGGUUUCCUUGCCACUGCUUUCAAUGUGGGCGGUGGUGCUGGUUCUGGUGGUACGGGAAGCGAUAGCUAUACUGGUUCAAACGGUUCCGGUUCUUUGGAUGGAACGUGGAACGCGGAUGCUGAGACUAUCUUCGUGAAUGCAUUAAAUCUUUCAAUCAUGACACGCAUCAAAUAUCGCUACAUGGUCUGCUUCGUGUCGAUUCAAUCGGUUAAUUCACGUCAGCCCCCUGGCUUUCCAGGAUGUCCAUUGGAUGAUACGGUCGCAUUGCGAACCACCGAGGCGAAUCUGACAUUUGCGAUUCGGAAAUCGGUGCAGAAGUGUCACGGGACUAUUGGAUUGGGCACUUGUAUGGCGCGUUUGAGGUUGAUUUACUGGUGUCCACAGUCCGGUUUACUCGUGCUCCGAUGUCUGCGUAAUCAACUGGUUCCCAUUCAUGCCGCAUUAUCCAUGAUCACACGUCUCGAGACUGGUGGACAGGAACGAUUGGCGCUAUUCGACGUGCAUCACAUCAGUGGGACUGUCCGUAGCUGUCAAAAGUUUCUUGUGGAGUUCUACACGCACCAGAUUUAUUCGAAUCCUCAUGCAAAUGUGCGAACAGCCUUGCGACGAUUGAUUCAACAGCGAGCCAUAACAACCAGUCCGCCUGUGCUUCUAGACAAUUUUUAA